AGCUAUUAGAUUAGCCAACGUAUUUAAGAAAGGAUUUAAUGAUGAAUUUUAGCUCUAUUUUAGUGUUUAAAAUUUAAUCCACUUUUUAAGUACUUAGUCUGUGCCAGGCACUGUGGUAGGUUUUGGGGAAUAAAAGAACAUGGAUCCUGCCCUUGAAUAUUUCAUAAUCUAGUAGAGGAAAAUAAGUCGACACGCAUUAUGCCUCAGCACACUGGGCCGUGAAGAGGGUGCAGGAUGCUGUGAGAGUUCACGGGGUUGGCGCCUAACUCACACUGAGGCUCAGAGGCAGCUUCCCAGAGCUCUGAAACUCAAGAGUGAGGAGACUUUAGGAGAACAGGAUGGGGAAGAUUCCAGGCCAAGGGAUUGGCUUGCACCAAAGCACAGACAUGAAGAAGCAUGACAGUUAAAGCACUGAGUGGUUCCGUGUCAUUGGAGUCUGGGGUGGAGCACAGGAAUGGUGAGAGAUGAGGCCAGGUGGGGGCAGUUGAGGCUUGUUUAACCUAAAGAAUGUAUAUUCUGUCCUGAAGGAAACAGGGAGCUCUUGAGAGAAUAUAGGCAGAGGGUUACUUAAAUAGAUGGACAUUUGAAAAAUCAGUCUGGAAAUAUAAUAGAGGCUAGAUUGGAUGGUAGAGAGCAAGGCAGAACUCGGAGGCAAGGAGUGGAUUAGAGACUGUUUGAAUAAUCUGGGGAAAAAUGAAGAGGACCUGAAGAGGUGGAGAAGGACAGAAUUAGGAAAUACUCAGGAGGUAAAAUUACCUGGCCAUGGUUAAUAGAUUUCAUGUGGGGGAAGAGGGAGAAAGAGGAAUCUGGAAGUAACUCCCAGGCUGUUGGAUGAAGGAGGUACAGUUCACCAAGACAGAGAAUUAGAAGAGAAGAGAAUAGAGUUGGGGGUUGGGGGUUCGGGGGUGGAGAGAAGGUAAUGAUUUUCUCCAUCGUAGCAGUAUUGGAUGAGAAAUGUGCCCGGAGUUUCGGUUUAUGAGUCCAGGAACACAUCUAACUCCACUGCAUUGGAGGACCCCUGCCCUUAUCUCCUGUUUUUCUGGGCAGGGAGCACUAGGAUGUCCCCAGCUACAAGCCAGUGGAGAGACUCCAAAAGGAAGGAAAAGAAAACCCAGAACAACAGAACCAAAAAAACCAGCGGAACCCAAAAAACCUGCUGAGACCAAAAAAUCUGGGAAGUCCACAAAAUCAAAAGAAAAGCAAGAAAAAAUAACAGACACGUUUAAAGUGAAACGAAAAGUAGACCGUUUUAAUGGUGUUUCAGAAGCUGAACUUUUGACCAAGACUCUCCCAGACAUUUUGACCUUCAAUCUGGACAUUGUGAUUAUUGGCAUAAACCCAGGACUAAUGGCUGCUUACAAAGGUCAUCAUUACCCUGGACCUGGAAACCAUUUUUGGAAGUGUCUGUUUAUGUCAGGGCUGAGUGAGGUCCAACUGAACCAUAUGGAUGACCACACUUUACCAGGGAGGUAUGGUAUUGGGUUUACCAAUAUGGUGGAAAGGACAACACCAGGCAGCAAGGAUCUUUCCAGUAAAGAAUUUCGUGAAGGAGGACGUAUUCUAGUGGAGAAAUUACAGAAGUAUCAACCACGAAUAGCAGUGUUUAAUGGAAAAUGUAUUUAUGAAAUUUUUAGUAAAGAAGUUUUUGGAAUAAAGGUUAAGAACUUAGAAUUUGGACUUCAACCCCAUAAGAUCCCAGACACAGAAACUCUCUGCUAUGUUAUGCCAUCAUCCAGUGCAAGAUGUGCUCAGUUUCCUCGAGCCCAGGAUAAAGUUCAUUACUACAUCAAGCUCAAGGACUUGAGGGAUCAGUUGAAGGGCAUUGAACGAAACACAGACGUUCAAGAGGUGCAAUAUACAUUUGACCUACAGAUGGCCCAAGAGGAUGCAAAGAAGAUGGCUGUUAAGGAAGAAAAAUAUGACCCGGGUUAUGAAGCAGCGUAUGGCGGUGCUUACAAUGACAAUCUGUGCAACAGUGAACCUUGCAGCUUCUCUUCAAAUGGGCCAACAGCUGAUAAUGGAGAAUCAACUUUCAGUGACGUUCCAAAUGGGCCGUGGAUGACCCAGUCGUUUACAGACCAGAUUCCUUCCUUUCAUAAUCAUUGUGGGAUGCAAGAACAGGAAGAAGGAAGCCAUGCUUAAGAAGGGUGCUCAGCUCUGCUUCAAGGCUGCAGUUUUAAUGCAGCUGUGAAGAAGAGUCCCUCGGCGUGCUAACUAAAGUACUUUAUUACUGUUUUACUCUGGUGAUGUAAUCAGUACAGUUGUGUGGUAGAAUCAACUGUACAAACCUAAGUAGUUUGGAAGGAAAAAGUAGGGUUUUUUUUGGUAUAUGAGUUUUUGUAGUUGAAUUAACCAUCAUUCCAGCUUUUUAUAAACUGUUUCAUGUAUGAAGAAAUUGACUUUCUUUUGGGUAUCACUUUUAAUCUGUAAUUUUAAAAUGCAACAGUCUAAAUAUUUAUACUUGAUUGCUAACUGUGCGUAAACCUAGAUAACAACGUUAUCCCUUUUAUGCCUAAGAAGCGCAUGCUAAUAAGCAUUAGCACGGGUGCAGAGGCAGCUGUGCUGAUGUUCGUGUCUGAAGUUAACCCUCCGUGGAGCCUCAUUGGGUCGUUUUUGGCAGGUUUGAUGGGCUCCCUGAGUGGCAGUCACACUCUGACCUCUUUGCUUUACCAGUGGGGAGCCUUUAGGAGAUUCUUAGCGGCAGAAACGUAGAGUGUGGCCCUGCAGCUGCAAGGCCAGCCCGGCCUGUCCUGACAGGACAUGGAGCCUGGCUUUGGCCUCCCUCCCCCGUGUGUUAGUCCUCUCGUAGGCAGAAACUAUUCUACGAGGAUGGUAAGUUCCAGAGAACGCAGUAGACGUUUUAAAUUUUGUUCCUUCAUCUCUGUUUUACUUGAGAGACAUAACGGUUGACAGCGAAGGAACUGCAUGUCCCUCUCAAUAGCUGUCACCGUUCUGAUUUUAUCCUCUGUGGCUUUAAGAAUCUAUCAUGGAAAGUGAUGAGAAAUGAACUUCCAGGCUGAGCAACAAGAUGCUGGAGGUGUUUGAUAAUCUUACUUAAACUGGUGCUCUAUGUACAUGAGAUGUACUAAAAUAAGUAAUACAGAGUUUUUCUUACUAGGUAAAUCUAAUAAGCCAGUAAUUGAAAAAGUUCUUUGCUGCAUCAUUGCUGUUUGUUACUGUGGACUAAAUGAACCUCACGGCAAGGCUGGUCUGAAGAAAUGCACCUUUGUGGUUUUCUAAUGCAUUUUCCAUGGUGCUAGAGAGUCCAGACUAUUAGGCCUGGUGGAUUUUAAAGCUGGGUACUCGGAAAUGCCCUUUGCAUUUACUCCUGAUCACUUCUGAAUAUUCUGAUUUCAUACAUACCCAGGGAGCAUGCUGUUUUUCAAUAUGAAAAUAUUUAUGAGGUUUUUUUUCUUUUCUAAGCGGUCACAUGGCUUGUUCUCUUUAUAAUAAGAGAAAUUCUUGUGUGAAUGUGAACAUGCUUUUUAGUUGUGGCUGUGAUGGGUUUUCUUUUUCCUUUAGUCUAGGUCAAGCUGUGUAAGUCCUUCAUGUUAUUUAAGUCACGUACUGUACUGCUGUUUACAUGGAUGUUUUAUGCGGGUGCUUUGAAGUGCCUUGCAUCAGGGAUUAGGAGCAAUUGAAUUAUUUUUUCAUGGGACUAUGUAAAGCAUGUAACUAGGUAUUGUUUUGGUAUAUAACAAUUAUAGCCUUAAAAUAGAUUUUUUUUUGAGUGGAGAAAAUACCCUUUAAAUUAUGAUGGACUCUCACUGGAGAAUGGGUUUGAGGAUUUUCCAAGUAUACAAUAAUGAUGUUUUUCAUUAAAUAUGACAGAUGAGUAGUAAAUGUUGAUAUAUCCUAUAUGUGACAAUAUGAGACUUUUUCAUUAAAUAAUAUUGAAAAAGUUUUUAAA
Molecule: messenger RNA, 3910 nt
Organism: Equus caballus (horse)
Lineage: Eukaryota; Metazoa; Chordata; Mammalia; Perissodactyla; Equidae
Source: RefSeq, a predicted model, not a curated record